CUGAUCUUAGAUCAGCUUCUGUGAACAAUGAUUUUUACUCUUUAUGUGCGAUUUGGGCCGGAUUGUAGAAGCACAUUCUUCAUGCUUCCCAAAAACUUCAUAGGCAAUUGGAGUCCUCUGUUCAGAAAUUAGAUCCAUUAUUAAUGGAACAAUAUUUGGAUGGGAGUCAGAAAAUUCUCUUCCCAAGCAUCUUGAGUUUCUUGGAAAUUCUGUACUGGAUUAUAUCACAACCAUGCAUCUGUACAAUAAAUACCCAUGAAUGUCACCUGGAUUGCUAACUGAUCUGAGAUCAGCUUCUGCAAACAAUGAUUGUUACUCUUUAUGUGUGAUUAGGGCCGGAUUGCAGAAGCACAUUCUUCAUGCUUCUAAAAAACUUCACAGGCAAUUAGAGUCCUCUGUUCAGAAUUUAGAUCCAUUAUUAAUGGAGCAAAAUUUGGAUGGGAGUCAGAAAAUUCUCUGCCCAAGAAGAAUAAUCCGCUCAUGAGAAGUCACUGCCAUCUUUCCUGAAUCACCGGUGGGCAGGCAUGGUUGCUUUUAAGGACACAAUUUGCAAAACUGAGACCAGAUUUUCUCUACUGCAUAUUUCAGAAACAGGUUGUGGCACUCUGAUUUGAAGAGAAGGCUCAGAUUACUCAAUCACGGAGGGAUUUCAUGACAAAGAUCCGACGUGUGGGACUUGACCUGAUUUUUGAAAAAGACUUGGAAUUUGACCCGGCUUGUCAUACAUAUGGCUUUUUUGGGAUACCCUUGUUUUGCCGGAGACCUUCCUGCAUUUUGUGAGAGGACUGAAGCAAUUUGGUGAAUGGUGCAAACACGAUAAUAAGUAGUGUAUUGCAUUGCACGAUAAACAUAUCGCUUCUUUUGCGAUCCAGGUCAAGUAAGAGGUGUCAUAUGCAAACUCAUCCGUGCUUCCAGUAAAGUUGUUGCCAAGAGGCUGGUUAAGAAAGCUUUUCUCAAGUAAUUAGAUGAGAGCAUGUUGAACAGGCCACGGUGUGUCCCUGCCAAAAGAGGGCAUGUGAACCAGAUAGAAGAAAAAGAAGAAAUUCUGAGCUUUGGAUAAAUGCCAUGGGUGGAGAAUUUCAGGCCUUCCAAAGUCUGCGAUAUUGUCGGCAACGAAGGCGCUGUUUCCAGGCUUCAAGUCAUCGCUCGUGAUGGCAACAUGCCUGAUCCCAUCUUAGCUGGGUUUCCUGGAACUGGUGAAGCUGCCAGUAUAUUGGCUUUUGCACAUGAGCUCUUGGGACCAAACUGCAAGGAGGGAGUGUUGGAACUCAAUGCAUCAGAUGACAGCAUUGCAAGUCUAACAUAUCAAGCAAUAAUGGAUUUUUCCGGGGGAAUUGAUGUUGUGAGAAACAAGAUAAAGAUGUUCGCGCAAAAGAAGGUCACUCUACCUCCUGGGUGGGACAAGAUUAUCAUCUUGGCCGAAGCUGACAGAUGGAAUGUUUCUCCUGGUGCUGCUCGUCCGAAUCCUCAAAGGAACUUUCAGAUAUGACCUGGCUUUGCUGUGAGAGUAUUGGGUGAUGUAACUGAAGGAAAUGCCUUGGACAUCCUGCGCCAGGUAAGACAUUGUAGGUUCUAGCCAUAUUAAGAGGAGCUAGUGCCGAAAGACUGUCGAGCCAUCUUCUCAUUCUAGAAGCUGCAUGGAUAUAUUGAAAAAUCGAAACGGACGCUUUUUUGCGGUCUCUUCCUGGCCAAUAAUAUCACACCCUCCCAUGAUAAAGAUCGACGAGAUGUGGGGAUGCUACUUUAUAUAGAUAUAAAGAUCGACGAGAUACGGAGAUGCUACUUUAUAUAGAUAUAAAGAUCGACGAGAUGCUACUUUAUAUAGAUAUUUUGAUACUUUCUACCAUCAAGUGUUUAUAUAUUUAAUAGGAGCUUAACAUUUUUUUCGCAUACUAAACCAACUUCUAACGUACUGUUCCAGAAUAUGUGCCGUAAAUUCAAAAUAUUGGACAAGGUGUUCACUCAGAACAAGGAUUGAAGAAAGGAUUAUAAUUUGCUCGAAAUUUAGUGCAGAGUAUUUAGUUUUAACUAUGUACUAAAUUUGUAAUUUCCAUGGACGGGCUUAUUGUAUCUGCUACACAAAGUAUUAUGAUAUAUAGAUGUAUUGCUUCUGCAAUUGUGUAUUAGGAUAUAUAUUUUACGUAUAACAGGAAAAAAAUACUAUUUAUUUCUUUAUGUAUUUUGUAGCUCCAAUAUUAGCCUUGAAA
Molecule: messenger RNA, 2207 nt
Organism: Daucus carota subsp. sativus
Lineage: Eukaryota; Viridiplantae; Streptophyta; Magnoliopsida; Apiales; Apiaceae
Product: replication factor C subunit 2
Exons: 10
Coding region: 1061-1489 (142 amino acids)
Biological process (GO): DNA-templated DNA replication; DNA repair
Cellular component (GO): DNA replication factor C complex; nucleus
Molecular function (GO): DNA clamp loader activity
Source: RefSeq, a predicted model, not a curated record